Messenger RNA from Paramecium octaurelia, 976 nucleotides. NCBI's taxonomy places the organism in Eukaryota, Ciliophora, Oligohymenophorea, Peniculida, Parameciidae. The record is from the annotation of a GenBank genome assembly.
AUGGAUAAUAGCUUGCUCUCAAACACAUUACUUUAUUUGUAUGUUUUUAACUAUGGAGGAUUGAUCAAAAUGUAUAAAAUUAAUUUAGCAUUAGGCUCUGUUCAUCCUUAUCAGUUAGAUAAAUAUCUAACAUCAACUACAUAUAAGGAGAUGUAUCCCUUUUAUAUAAUACUGAGGAUCAUUAAUUAUGGAUAUAUUUUUUUAUUUUGCCAUUGCUUAUAGUUUUUGGUUGCAUCAUCCCUUUUUCUUUAUUUUUACUAACUUAUAUUAAAAGAGAUAUACUUUAUAAAAUUAAACUCAGAAAACAUAUAUGCUACCUAUUUAAUGAAUACACUGAUAAUAAUUAUUUUUGGGAAUAGAUUAAAUUAUUAUAAAAGGCAAUAAUAAUUUUAAUAACUACAUAUUUUGAAAAUAAUACACUUUUAAAAACAUCAUUAUUAGGACUUUGUUUACUCUCCUACUAAGUAAUAGCCGUUAAGAAUAAACCUUAUAUUAUUUCAAAAUUUAACAAUCUGGAUUUGUCGUCAGGAUAAAUUUGCUCGAUAACCAUAUUUUUGGCAGCAAUUAAAUAUGAGAGUUAAAACUUGAAUGAAUUUUUUUCGAUAUUCCUAUAAAUUUUCAUACUCAUUUUAUUGGUUCGACUAUGCUACCCGUUUAUAUUAAAUAUUUGUUCAGUUUAUUACAAAAAAUAUAGCUUCUUUAUUUUGACAAAGAUUCACUAAUUUUUGAAAUACUUAAAACUAAAUAAAUAUUGUGUUUAAAGUCUUGAGGAUUAUCUAACAAAAGCGACGGAAAAAAAACAGAAAUUAAAAAGGAAUUUCCUAAAGCUUAAGUAAUUUUUGAUUCCCAAAUCCAAAUCCUAUCAAUCAAAUUAAAGGUUGACAUUAUUUAACAUAUUAGAACUACUGUUAGAAGGAUUUGCCUUAGAUCAACAUCAUCAAGUGGCCAUCAAUUAAUCGAAGGACUUCAAGAAUGA